This is a messenger RNA of Naegleria lovaniensis, 2061 nucleotides long. RefSeq lists its product as uncharacterized. Gene Ontology annotation, biological process: DNA double-strand break attachment to nuclear envelope; double-strand break repair. NCBI's taxonomy places the organism in Eukaryota, Heterolobosea, Eutetramitea, Acrasida, Naegleriidae. Bases 1 to 2061 code for a protein of 686 amino acids. Gene Ontology annotation, cellular component: Cul8-RING ubiquitin ligase complex; nucleus. The record is from RefSeq and is a predicted model, not a curated record. The transcript has 2 exons.
AUGUCCAAGAGAGGAUCGAGCACAGCAACAUCAAAAUCCGAUUCAAAUCGUAAUGAAAAAACAUCAUGGUCGACUUCUCAACGCUCCAGCACACCUACAUCAUCAUCAUCAUCACACUCACAGCAAGGAGUCAUUCAAAACUUUAAAUCCCUAUGUUUUUAUCUCUCACCAUCCAUUCCCGAAAGUGAAAGAGAAAAAUUAAGAAAAAUUAUUAAAACUCGAGGAGGUAGCCUUUCUCUUGAAGAAAAUGCUGAAGAAGUAACACAUAUAAUUUCAGUGGAUAUGAAGUUUGCUAAGGAUGAGUAUUUGAAGUUAUUAAAUCGCAAUGAUGAUUCCGAACACAUGGAGAAAUAUUUACUGGAACAUCAAGCCGAGAAGCCAGAUAGAUGCAUUGUGAGUCCUCAAUUUAUUUAUAAUAAUGAUGACUAUGGAGCAGAAGACAAAUAUUUACUAUGCUAUCCAUUCGUAUUUUGUGACUUUGUAUUUACAUGUACGAAUAAGGUUGCCGCUGUAAUGCCUUCCAUAGCUUUUAUGGUUGAGUAUUUGGGUGGAAAAUUUAUUCCAGAAUUUAAUAAGGAGUUUUCAAGCACAUAUACGCACGUCAUUUCUUCACUGGAAGAUACAGAAACGGAAUGGUCUCGAUUUGAAAACCCAAACAUUUUACUAUUAUCCAUAGAUUGGUUAAAAGAAUGUUUUACAAAGAGAUCGUAUAUCGAUGAAAAGGAUCAUCUCAUUGGAAAAUAUCCACCAACGUAUUCUCUCACGAGCAACUUCAAAUCGAAAAACGUAUUUUCAAACCAUUCAUUCAUUGUAAUUAAUUAUCCUCCAACAUUUAUAUCCAACAUUCAGAGAGCUAUAUGCAUGGCCGGUGGAAAAGUUAUUCACAAUAAGGCUGUACAUGCAAACUCUAAAAUUGAUUACCUCAUUACAAGAUAUGCAUAUUCCUUUGAAAAUGGCUUCCUAGCGCAACAUGUAACUACAGCACAAUGGAUUGAUGACUGCUUGCGAGAAAGCAAGCUGAUAGACACAAACGAAAAAGCAAUUUACACACCUCUAAAGUCUAACAUGCAAAUACCGGAGUUUGAGGGUCUAAAAAUCACUGUAACUGGUUUCAAAGAUAUCGAGAGAAAUGACAUGACCUAUCUUAUCAAACAAACAGGAGCUUUGUAUACUGGUGACUUGUCAAAGGACAACCAUUACUUGAUUGUAAAUUCUUCUUCAAAUACUGAGAAUUCGAAGAAGGUUAAAAAAGCCAAUGAUUGGGGAAUCCCAACGUUGAAAAAGGAGUUUAUUUUUGAUAGUAUUUCUGAGUGGAAAAUGGUGGAUAUUGGACCCUAUUUGAUAGGAGGAGAUUCUAAAAAGAGAAAGCAUAUUACAGCUCUCCAAAGCCCAUCAACAUCAUCAGAAGGAUCACGAAAAAAGACAAAACAGUCAAGAACUCCAAAAGUAUUUCAACUUUCAAUUUCAAAUAGCCUAGAGAGUCGAUACGAAAUGAUUAUUCAACAGCUUGGCGGCACGGUGGUGAAUGACGAACAAGAGAAGACACAUCAUGAGUCAAUAACUCAUCUUAUAGCCUCUGAAAUCAAACGAACUCUCAAAUACAUGCGUGCAUGUGCAAAAGGUUGUUGGGUGCUAAAAACAAGUUACCUAGAUCAUUCAUUGAAAAGCAGCGACUUUUUAGAUGAGGAACAGUAUGAAUGGAAUUCUAACGAGAUUACGCCGAAGGGUAUGUGGCUUGGAAUUCCAAGAAAAUGGAGACUUUACAGGGAAAAACACAAAUAUGGACCUUUUCAUGAUCUUGUUGUAUAUAUUCAUGUCACUUCGUCUAAUCCACCUGCAAGUGUGCUAGCUGACAUUAUUAAGGCUGGGGAUGGCACAGUAGUUUCAUCUCUGAACUCUGAUGUGAAUCUUGCUAUAGUCAACGACAAUGCUAAGGAAGGUGACAGUGAAAUGACAAGGAAAAUCAAACGUUUGGAGAUACCGGCCGUUCCAACUUCCUUUAUUUUAGAUUUUUUCAAAGAAAAGGAAACACCUUCACUUGAACAGUACAGGCUAUUUUAA